This is a messenger RNA of Carica papaya (papaya), 703 nucleotides long. It is a transcript of the gene TAFII15, whose product is annotated as TBP-associated factor II 15. Gene Ontology annotation, biological process: transcription initiation at RNA polymerase II promoter. The record is from RefSeq and is a predicted model, not a curated record. Gene Ontology annotation, cellular component: transcription factor TFIID complex; SAGA complex; nucleus. NCBI's taxonomy places the organism in Eukaryota, Viridiplantae, Streptophyta, Magnoliopsida, Brassicales, Caricaceae. Gene Ontology annotation, molecular function: RNA polymerase II general transcription initiation factor activity; promoter-specific chromatin binding.
UCUGAAAAAUUGAACACAAUAUUGGUUUUAUUUUACGCGGCUAACGACAGGCAGAGGAGAGCGAGGAGACAAAAGCAAGGGCGGGGCGUAGACAGUGAACAGCGACAGAGGGAAGGAGAUGAACCACAACCAGCAAUCGAACGAUGGAAAGCACGACGAUGAUGCUGCUCUAUCUGAGUUCCUCGCAUCCUUAAUGGACUAUACUCCCACCAUACCCGACGAAUUGGUGGAGCAUUACCUUGCGAAGAGCGGGUUUCAAUGUCCUGAUGUUCGAUUAAUUAGGCUUGUGGCUGUUGCUACACAAAAGUUUGUUGCAGAGGUUGCCAGUGAUGCUCUUCAACAAUGCAAGGCAAGGCAGGCAGCAGUGGUUAAAGACAAAAGAGAGAAGCAGCAAAAGGAUAAGCGCUUAAUCUUGACAAUGGAGGACCUCUCAAAGGCACUGCGUGAGCAUGGCGUGAAUGUGAAGCACCAGGAGUAUUUUGCAGAUAGCCCUUCAGCAGGGAUGGAUUCUGCUACAAGGGAUGAGUGAGGUGGGGGAAACAAGUUCAUUUGAUUUCCUCCAUUCACCAUAUUGUGUAUGAUUACAGUGCAGUUUUGUAUUUCAGAUGACUAGAUAACUAAUUUGAGCCAGUAUUUGUCCGUUAUAGUUCUUCUGUUAAAUAUUGCAAAUCCUGCAUAUAUAGAUACCCAAUAUUCUCAUGGC